CCAGUGCUACUAGGCAUCGUGGCAUCCCUCCACAACCAGGAAGAGAGCUCGUUCGGUAACAACGUCCGAGAAGCCCUCCAAGUUGCUUCAACACUCUGGCCUAUUUCGUUUGCGGCAGUUCUUGGGCCAUUUCUCAAGACCCUGGCGCUCUACCGCGCCGAGAAAGGCUCAACUCUCGGGUCCCUGGAGUUUCUCUCAACCAGCCAGACCACUAUCUCGGCAUUCAUAAACUUGGCCUUAUUUGGAGGCACCCACCUCUGGACAUUCGCUAUUGCCGCCAUCUGGUGUCUUAGUCCCCUUGGAGGACAAGCCGCUGUCCGGUCUAUCGGCCUGUUCCCAAAUUCAACCACAGUACAGAUUCCUGCUAUGCACUAUCUCGGCAGCAACAUUUCUGAUAUGAACCCUUUUUAUCUGGGUGGUAACACUGAAGGGGAUAUGGGCAUAUUCCAGAUGGCAGGCACACGAGAAGAGUUCAUCUUCAACCUAAGAAACACGGUCGCUUCCGUCUUUUCAACGCCAGAUGUCUUGAUCUCCAACGCCAAUGGUUCUAGUGACGGUUUCGAUAACGCUGUCCAGAAUCUUGGGGGCAAAUGGCAAGCUGCCCGUAUCGGGCAACAAGAUCUAUGGCGUAAUGUGCGGGUUCCAUUUCUUGAGCUACUGCCACACUACGAUUCCGAGCGACCAGAGGCCUGGGUUGAAGUGCCAACCGACAGAGUGGUAUCGUAUGCGUCAUUUAUCGGUAUCCCUAUCCGUGGGGGUUCGACUUCUCGAGCCGGCAACUCCACCAUGGUAGUAGGAUCCCAUUAUAUGACUCUCUCGUGCGGAGAAGCCUUCAACGGAUCAACUUGGCUCACUCCUACGGCACAAAAGCUUUACUUUCACAACAUGAGCGGCCAUCUCCCUUCUCAGUAUGAAGGUUUCUUCCCAAUAAAAACCUGGCCCAACAUCUUUUUGGAUAUAGUCAACGAUACCAAGACCCGCAAGGAACAUACUCAACUUCUACAUUACCCCAUCAAUGAUACGGAGCCCACUACAAAGCUAAAGCUUGUUAUUGGGGGAGACUGCCCGGGUUAUUUUCUCAACAGGGUCUUCUUGCGUACAUGCGAUAUCAGCACGCCCUAUGUAGACGUCGAGGUCCGCUGCACGAGAUUGACAGCAUUCGAUGACCAGAACUGCAGAGCGGUUCGAAUCCGGCACACACCAGGGUUUCCCAUGCAUGGCAAUCUAACAGUUCUCUCCAACUUCGCCCUCCUCCAAGGUACCACCUGGGAGUUUCCGUUCACGACCUCGGAUUACGAUAUAGGCCGACCUGGCUUGAUAGAAAUAUAUCUCAAAGACCCCCCCAAUACCCUUGGACGCUUGAACUUGCUAACUGACGCCCCGGGCUGUUUUAACAAUGUCUCGUUGGAUGUAUUUGAAACCCGAUUUGCCACCUCGUUGAAUACGUUCGUCACAGCUACAUUCAACACCACAGUCCUCACCGGAGCAGAUGGCACGAGCCUCAAGAACCGCAAUAUAAUGUGGAAGAAUACGACGGCAUCCGUUUACGCAAUCCACAAGCCCUGGUUCUCCGUCUGGCUAUUCUCGACGAUAGUGCUUUUUGUUACCGCCAUCGCCAACGUUGGCAUUCGCGCAAUUAUCAGUGCUCCCGACUUCUUGAGUGGUGUGGCGGGGUUGACAAGAGACUCGCCGUUCAUUCAUGUGCCUGAGGAUCGCACCGGUGAGAGUGGUUCGGAUCGACUGGGGAGGUUGAAGAAAACGGAGGUUCGGAUCUGUGAUAUCCAGUCUCAAGAGGAAGUCGGGAAGAUCGCCUUGACGACAGAUAUAGACGGCGGGAGACUGAUUUGGAGGAGGGCGUAUGAGUAG
Messenger RNA from Fusarium vanettenii 77-13-4, 1866 nucleotides. RefSeq lists its product as uncharacterized. The transcript is spliced from 2 exons. The record is from RefSeq and is a predicted model, not a curated record. Lineage: Eukaryota; Fungi; Ascomycota; Sordariomycetes; Hypocreales; Nectriaceae. The annotation marks the transcript as partial.